Messenger RNA from Dentiscutata heterogama, 774 nucleotides. Lineage: Eukaryota; Fungi; Glomeromycota; Glomeromycetes; Diversisporales; Gigasporaceae. The record is from the annotation of a GenBank genome assembly.
AUGUCUUCUAUGCCUCCUACAAAAGAAUUCCUCUUUAUUAAUGAAUGUGGAAAGAAACAACAAUCUAAGACUAGUCCUCCAAAAGACUUAGAAAUUGAGUUUCCUCCAACUUUCGACUUUAACGAACUUGGUGACAAAUUUAAAAAUGGUAAAGGAAAGAAGAAACCCCCAAACGCGUUUAUCCUUUUUAGGACAAAGUAUAAUGAAGCUUUACAUCGCCGCGGUCAAUUCUCACCCAUGAAGGUUGUCUCUGGCUGGGCUAGAGAUGCCUGGAAUUUACUUCCAUUAUAUCAAAAACAAGAAUAUGAAAGAUUCGCAACGAGAGCUGCUUCCCUGUAUCAGGAAUGGGCCUUACAUUCUCCAGCUAAUCAUUCACAAAACAAUCGUAAUCGAAACAAACGUAUUCGAACUGCUAACGGUUAUGAUGCUACUACUACUACUAAUCGACCAUCCAGUAUGCCUAUUCAAGAACCACCUCAAUCACCUCCUUUGCUUGCUUCACCAGCUUCUCCGUUAUCUGCUGAUGAAUCAAAUAAUGAAGCAGAAUCUCCGAUCUUACAGAAUCUUACGGGAACAUAUCAAGCCGGUAUAUUUCAACCUGUGUUGAUACCCGUCGAGUCCGUUCCCUACGAAUUAAAUGCCAAUAUUUAUAAUAAUUUUUUCUUUUAUAAUAUUGAUGGUGACUUUGGCAUUUUUAAUCCCGUAAAUUAUGAUCCAGACCUUCUCUACGAUGUCAACGAUUACCCCGAUGUCCUCUCUGAAUUAUCGGAUUGA